AUGGCUACCGAAACCCAAACCGCCAGCUCCCCUGAGCUCACCAUCAUCACCCGCGUCGCCUCCAUCCCCCUCGUUGCGUCCUCCCUCAACACCAUACAUGAAACUCUUACGAACAACUCCUACACUCGGCAGCCCUAUACUACCGCACAGGGCCUCUCCAAGUCCGCACUUUCAUACACCGAACCGCUCCAAAAGAAGUUCGCCCCGAUCCUCGAGCGCGCCGAUAGCUACGCCAACCUCGGCUUCGACGCGGUCGAGUCCCGCUAUCCGUAUCCGUUCAAGACGCCCACCGAGGAUAUCGUCAAAGAUCUUAGGGGCCACAGCGACCAUGCCAGGGAUGUUGCAACCAAGGCUCUCGAUGAGAGAGUAAAAAGCCCUGCAUUCAAUGUUGCUCAAGGGAUAGAUCAGAGGUUUACACCUAUCGUCAACUACUUUGAGGUUGCAGUCAACAAGUUGCACCCCAAUGGCGACUCAUCACCGUCAUCGCCAGACGCACAGUACCAGUAUCAACGCGCCUUUCUGCUUUCGAAGGACCUCUCGGACCAGCUCCGGACAUACUCUACUGAGCAGGUCAAUCAGCUGAAAACGCAGAAUGCACUGGUCAAGCGCGCGGCGGAGACCGCCCACGACAUCACCAACUUUGCGUCGUCCAGCUACGACACCGCACACGUGAAGGUACAGGCGCUGAGCGAUACCAUGCUCGCCGAGCUUCAGAAGAUCCAGGCCACGACGGCGACUCUUCCGGCCUCUGUGCAGGCAUCCCUCCAUGACAUCUCCACUCACCUUUCGUCCGCGAUCUCUGAGCUCUCCUCUAUCCUCACUUCGCCAGAGCCUGUUCAGGAGAAGAUCCACAAGGUCCGCGAUACCGUCCAGGAGCGCGUGCACCCUCUGCUCGAGGCAGCAACCACGCGCGUAUCUGAGAUCCUCGGUGCGCUCAAGUCGCGGGUUAUGGAGAAAGAAGGCUCCGUGGCGGGGGCAGCAAAUGCCAAUGGCCAAGCGAAUGGCAACGGUAGCGCAUAG
Messenger RNA from Fibroporia radiculosa, 1020 nucleotides. RefSeq lists its product as uncharacterized. Gene Ontology annotation, cellular component: lipid droplet; cytosol. Gene Ontology annotation, biological process: positive regulation of triglyceride storage; lipid storage. The coding region runs from base 1 to 1020 and encodes 339 amino acids. The record is from RefSeq and is a predicted model, not a curated record. The transcript is spliced from 3 exons. Lineage: Eukaryota; Fungi; Basidiomycota; Agaricomycetes; Polyporales; Fibroporiaceae.